UACCAAAAUCUUCAUUCUCACGCUUCCCUUCAAAAUUCCGUUCCCCGUUUUCAGUUUUCAUCGCCCGAGAAUUCGGUGCAGUGUCUUUAUAUGUAGAAAUUGCGAAAAGAAAGAAAGGGUUUGGGGAGAAUUUAGAAGAAGAGAAAAUUAGAGUGUGAGAAGAGAAAGAGAGACUUGUGGAAGCUGUUGCUGUGUUGGAUUCUUGGUUGAUCGUUCAUCAGAAUUUUGUUUGAUUCCUAAUUUUGUUUUUGCUUUUUGGGGGAAUAAGAAAGAAGAAGAAAAUAAUAGGAAUUUCCAGUGGUGAGAUGUGGACUGGUGUCGCUGGCCUGUGGGCUUCUUACGUCGGCUGUAUUAGUUAUAAUUUCGACAGCGAUAGGGGGUUGAAACAGCAUGUGGAAUGAGAAUAAGAUAAGAGAAAGACGGAGGGGUCCAGUUUGUUUUAAGUUGCUAAAUAUAAUGCAGUGUCUCUGCUCAGGGGAACAGUCACUUGGAAAUCAAAUGGUCCCUUCUUCUGAAUCUCUUGCAACCAAGGAUUAUUCGGCCAGUGUUCAUUCAUCUAGACCGGGAGAAACUGAAAAGAAGCCUGACAUUGGUAACAUUGAAGAAGCUGAAACAUCACUGCGCGAAAGUGGUUGUUUAAAUUAUGAGGAAGCAAGAGCAUUAUUAGGGAGGUAUGAGUAUCAAAAAGGGAACAUACAAGCAGCCUUGCAUGUGUUCGAAGGAAUUGAUAUUGCUGCUGUUACUCCAAAGAUGAAAAUCACACUUUCUAAAAAAGUUGAAACUCAUAAGAGAAGGUCACAGAACUAUGCAACCCCUCCAAUGUCAAUACACGCAGUUAGUUUGCUAUUUGAAGCAAUCUUUCUAAAAGCGAGAUCAUUACAAGCACUUGGGAGGUAUAAAGAAGCUGCUCAAUCAUGUUCAGUUAUUCUGGACAUUGCUGAAUCUUCAUUACCAGCAGGCUUGCCUGAAAACUUUGGUGCUGACUGUAAAUUGCAGGAGACACUAAAUAAGGCUGUCGAACUGCUUCCAGAAUUAUGGAAACUCGCAGAUUCUCCUCGUGAUGCUAUCUUGUCGUACCGCCGGGCCCUUCUCCAUCAAUGGAAUCUUGAUGCACAAACUACAGCAAAGAUUCAAAAAGAGUUCGCAAUUUUUCUUUUGUACAGUGGAGCUGAAGCCAUUCCCCCAACCCUGCGAUUCCAAAUGGGCAAUGCAUUUGUACCCAAAAACAAUGUUGAGGAAGCCAUUCUUCUUUUGAUUAUUCUUUUGAGAAAAGUUUCCCUCAAGAGAAUUGAGUGGGAUUCUUCAAUUUUGGAUCACCUUUCCUUUGCGUUAUCAAUAUCUGGUGGACUCAAGGGUUUAGCUAAUCAAGUCGAAGAGCUUCUUCCUGGAGCUAUUGGUUGGAAGGAAUGGUAUCAUAUUUUAGCUCUCUGUUAUCAUGGAGAAGGUGAAGACUUCACCGCUUUGGAUUUAUGGAAAAAAUUGUUGAAAACUCAUGAGGAUUCAACAUACUUACCAGCUUUAUUGUUUGUUUCAAAGAUUUGUGGGGCAAGCUCAACAUAUGUAGAAGACGGGAUUAGUUCAGCUCGCAGAGCAGUUGAAAACUCGCAUGUUGGAUGUGAUCAGUUACUGGGUGUUGCUCAGUGCAUGUUAGGCAUCUCGCUUUCAGCAAAUUGUGGAUCUGCCGUGUCUGAUAGUAAGAGGGUUGAAAGACAAACUGAAGCCCUCAAGUCCCUGGAAAAUGCCGCAAGAAUGACAAAAAUGCUGAACCCUGUUAUUAUAUACCAUCUCUGUUUAGAAAAUGCUGAGCAGAGAAAGUUGGAUGCAGCACUUAAUCAUGCAAAACACUUGCUUAAAUUGGAAGGCGGAUCUAAUAUUCGAGGAUGGAUCUUGUUGGCUCGAAUAUUAUCUGCUCAGAAAUGUUUUCCGGAAGCUGAAACUAUCAUUAAUGCAGCUCUAUCGCAGACUGGAGUAUGGGAACAGGGAGAAUUAUUGAGAACUAAAGCUAAGCUCCAAAUUGUGCAGGGCCUGAUGAAGGAGGCCAUUGAAACUUAUUCUCAGCUUCUUGCUGUCCUUCAGGUUCAGCGUAAAAGCUUAGGUUCAGGCAAGAAGCUUAAGGAAGACAGAAGCCACAUUCAGAAUUUAGAGCUCGAAACAUGGCAUGAUUUGGCUUCCAUCUAUAUAAAAUUGUGCCGGUGGCAUGAUGCUGAGCUCUGUCUUUCAAAAUCUGAAGCCAUUAGUGCCUUUUCUGCUUCUAGAUGGCAUGCGGCUGGUUUGCUUCAUGAAGCUAGGGACCAACGGAAAGAAGCACUAAAGGCAUAUGGGCUGGCUCUGGAAAUUGAUCCGACACAUGUCCCAAGUCUUGUCUCCAAGGCCAGAGUUCUCAGACAGAUGGGUUGCCAGUCUCUGGCUAUCAUACGAAGCUUUCUGACAGAAGCUUUACGUCUUGACAGAAUGAAUGCUUCUGCAUGGUACAACCUCAGCCUGCUUUACAAGGAUGGAGGUGGUUCUUCAGCUGUUGAAGCUGCUGAAUGUUUCCAAGCUGCUACUCUUCUUGAAGAUACUGAACCCAUUGAGCCCUUUAGAUGACUGCUUCCUAUUUGUCAAUGCUUGUACUAUUCACAAAAGUAUUUUGAUCUUGUAUUUGUUUGAGGAAAAGAAAUAAAGUAGAAAAUUUUGUUCUCUUUUCA
This is a messenger RNA of Sesamum indicum (sesame), 2687 nucleotides long. It is a transcript of the gene NPGR2, whose product is annotated as no pollen germination related 2. The record is from RefSeq and is a predicted model, not a curated record. Lineage: Eukaryota; Viridiplantae; Streptophyta; Magnoliopsida; Lamiales; Pedaliaceae. Gene Ontology annotation, molecular function: protein binding.